Aspergillus uvarum CBS 121591 is the source of this 390-nucleotide messenger RNA. RefSeq lists its product as uncharacterized. Lineage: Eukaryota; Fungi; Ascomycota; Eurotiomycetes; Eurotiales; Aspergillaceae. The record is from RefSeq and is a predicted model, not a curated record. The coding region runs from base 1 to 390 and encodes 129 amino acids. The transcript has 3 exons.
AUGUUCGGUGACAGUCUCUUCAGCUGGUUCAGCUCGUCCAAGAAGGAGGAAGCGCCCCAGACUACCUGGGACCCAAACACAUUGACCAUGGUCCAACCUCAGAGCCCUGAGUCUCCUUCCACCAACGCUGUUGUUGCUGAGCAGCCCACGCCCGAUAAUCAGAUGAACAUGCAUUUGCGUGGUGGCGGUCCCCCCCCUGGGCCUGGCGACGAUUGUUGCUGCUGCCUUGACUGCUUCUGCUGCUGUGGUGACUGCUGCGGUCCCGAUGGGCCUCCUGGUGGCUUUGGCGGCCCUGGUGGCCCUGGUGGCUUUGGCGGCCCCGGCGGUGGUCCUGGAGGCCCUGGAGGCCCAGGAGGUCCCGGUGGCCCCGGCGGUCCUGGGGGGUGGUAA